GAGAGAGAGAAGAAAGAAAGAAAGAAAGAGCAAGAGAGAGGGAGAAAGAGAGAGAGCAAGAGGGAGAGAGACUGCAUUUGUAGAGACAAUUCAUGCAAGUAACACUGAAAUCAGGGGACUUUUUUACCUGAAAAAAGAAAUAAGGACCAGGGGUCACAAAUGGAGAUUAGAUAAAGGGGCAUUCAGAACAGAAAAUAGGAGGCACUUUUUUACACAGAGAGUCGUGAGGGUCUGGAACCAACUCCCCAGUAAUGUUGUUGAAGCUGACACCCUGGGAUCCUUCAAGAAGCUGCUUGAUGAGAUUCUGGGAUAAAUAAGCUACUAACAACCAAACGAGCAAGAUGGGCUGAAUGGGGCCUCCUCUCGUUUGGAAACUUUCUUAUGUUGUUAUGUUCUAAAUCCAACUUUAAAUAAGUCCAGACGCACAUCAUACUAAGUCCUAUUACAGUAGAUUUUUGUUAACUACAGAAAGAACAUUUCUUUUGAAAAUGCCUGUUCCUUAUUCUGGGUAAAUGAAAAUGCAUGGAUGCAAUUCACUGGAAUGCAUUGUACGUGUGUAAUUCUUAAACCUCUCCAGGACCGUGACUGAUUGGACACCAGUAGACUCUCCCAGAUGUGGGGCCCACCUCGCUUCAUGACUGGAGUGGCGUUGCCUGUUUAAGAGAACAGGUGUAGUCUCUCCCUGCCAGAGGAAUAGAACCGGUUUGUCUUCUCCAAACCACCGCCCUGUUGAAUGGAAGAGACCGGAAACCUGCGGAAUAGAAACACAGUCCGCGGGGGAACAGGGGCAGCGGACCUACCUUCAAAUACAAGACUUGCGCUCGGAAUCUGAAAUUCAGAGAGACACCCAGCCUACAGAUUACCUCCAAACCACACACACGCACACACACACACACACACACACACAGAGUGCAGACAACACUGACAGAACAAAAACAGACGCACUCCCCACAGUGACAGAAUGCUCUGAGGAGAAGAGAACGACGCGGUGGCAGUGAUGCGACUGGCACAGAGAUGACAGCCUUCCUCCUCCCUGCUUUCGUUCUAAUCAGCGUCGUCUCCUCUCAGUUCCCGGUGGAGAUCUCUUUCCCCUCGGAGGUGGUGCAGGUCCGGACGGGGCAGAUUUCUCUCCUGGCUGUGAAGACCCUGUCCCUCUCCGAGGUGCUGACUGUGUCCUGGGCCUCCCCAUCGGGGCAGACCCUGGGGGUGUGGGUCGGGGGGCAGGUGAGCCCGGUUCUGAACGAGAUCGAGCAGUACCGCGGCCGGCUCAACAUCGCCGGGGAUUUCUCGCUGCGGCUGAAGGAUGCCGCGAGAGCCGAUGAGGGGGGGUACACCAUCACCGUGGACCCCAAAGCCAGCACUGGAGUGACCAAGAACAGCAGGGUGAUCCGGCUGGAGGUGUUCGAUCCCAUCCAGGACGUCUCUAUUUCCUCCCCCUCUCCGAUCCUCCAAGGGGACAACGUCACUCUCACCUGCCGCUGGUCCCAGGGGACGAAGCCUCAGGUGACCUGGGGACUGGGUGGGGCCGGGCUGACCCCCGACCCCCACGUCGCGAUCUCCGGCAGCGUGCUGAGGAUCUCCAGGGUGGGCCGAGAAGACGCCGGGAACUACACGUGCAGAGUGACCAACGCCGUGAGCGCAGGAACGGGCUGGACCGCCCUCGACGUCAGCUACGGGCCGGACCUCCCUUCGGUCAGCCGGGCGCUCCUCUCCGAUUGCGUGAGCGAGGGCGACGUCGUGGAAGGCAGAGCCGUCAGCCUGUCCUGCGUCUCCGUCUCCAACCCUCCCGCCCGCUUCUCCUGGGCGCUCAACGGCCGCCCCGUCUCCUCGGGGAACGCCACGCUGUUCAUCCCAGCGGCGUCCCUCGAUCAGGGGGGACAGUACACCUGCACGGCCUCCAACGCGGUCACGGGGAGAUCGGCCACCGCCUCCACGGCAGUCAACGUUGUCGGGCACUGUCUCAGCGGUGGCACGAUAGCUGGCAUUGUGAUUGGCUGUGUCGUCGGACUGCUCCUGCUCCUCCUGCUGGUCCUACUGCUGCUGAGGUGGAGAAAAGGAGACCACUGGCUGAAGGAGAAACUUAAACGAACAAAACCCAAACCUACCUUGACUCCACUCCCCAGGCCUCACGGGAGUGCGAACAUGCCUCCUCUCCCCCCUCCGGUUCUCACGCGCUCAGAGGCGCCCCCUGUGGCAGCCCCGCCUCCCUACAGGAGCCCCUGGUCCCAGUCUCGUGGGGGUGUGAACGAGCUCCCUCCCCCGGUUCACCAGACCGCUCGGAGCUCAGCGGCGCCCCGUGUGGACCACACCCCUUCCUACGGACCCCCCAGAUCCCAUCGUCGUCACUGUGUGAACAACCCCCCCACCACUCCCCCUGUUCACAGGACCGCUCGGAGCUCAGCGGCGCCCCCUCUGGCGCUCCCCCCUUCCUACAGGAGCCCCAGGUCCCACCGCCGUGGGGGUGUGAACGAGCUCCCUCCCCCGGUUCACCGGACCGCUCGGAGCUCAGCGGCGCCCCGUGUGGACCACACCCCAUCCUACAGACCCCCCAGAACCCAUCGUCAUCACGGUGUGAACGACCCCCCCACCCCUCCCCCUGUUCACAGGACCGCUCGGAGCUCAGCGGCGCCCCCUCUGGCGCUCCCCCCUUCCUACAGGAGCCCCAGGUCCCACCGCCCCCCGCAGGCAGCACACCCCCCUGCAGGAGGGCAUGACCAGGCAGUUUGAACCAUGGAGCCCGAUGGAGAGCAACGACCUUUAUAUAGAGUCACUUCUUACAGUGGUGAUCUCAAAAGAAUGCCGCUACUCUGAACAGUUUUCACUUCUCAACAAAAUAUUUUUGAUUCAGUGUAUGAAUAAAAAUUUCUAUAAAUUAAUGUAUUUAAUCCAUUCAUAAAACUAAUUUUUAAGAUGUAUAUGGAGAGAAAUAU
Molecule: messenger RNA, 2930 nt
Organism: Acipenser ruthenus (sterlet)
Lineage: Eukaryota; Metazoa; Chordata; Actinopteri; Acipenseriformes; Acipenseridae
Product: pregnancy-specific beta-1-glycoprotein 11-like
Exons: 13
Coding region: 1015-2727 (570 amino acids)
Source: RefSeq, a predicted model, not a curated record